AGAUGUAAGACAAGAAAAAAGCAAGUUUGUAACUGAAAAAAAAGCCUGUGAAGUCGGUUUGUAAAAUGGCUGCGAAACAAGAGGUUGAUGUUCUCUUGUACAAGCUGUCUAAAGCGGGAGAUAGCAACAUACCAACACUUCUUUUACAGAUAGAACAGCUGCUGGAACAGCAUGAUAACAGGGAGAUCAGAUCACUGCUCUGGGAGAACGAGAUCAUGAGCACCAUGACGGAUGUGAUAAAACAAGAUUUUGAGGGGUUGAGGGUGCCCUGGAGCACGGCUACUAAACUCUGCACUCUCCUAGCUAAGUGCUGCAUGGGCUUCACUCAGUCACAGGAGUUUUCUGGUGUUUUCCUCCCUUUGGUGGUCGAUAGUUUCAUGGAACUAGCCAAUAACAUUCAAGGACUUGUAUCUCCAGACGAGGAAGACUUCAGACAAUGUCUGGAAUGUGUGUUCUGGUUGGUGGACUACUCCCCCUCCCUCGGACAGACCAUCAUUGAGUCCCCGAGACUCCUUACCAUGCUCAUGACUGAGAGCAGUGUGGGUAUAGACAUGUGUUUAUUGAAGUUACUGAGAGUAGUGCUGACCCAAUCUACUGCUGCACGGUACUACAUUGAACGUGAUAAACUUCUGGUGAUAUUUGACGAAGUAAUGCUGAAGAUGACAGAACAAGAUAUUCCGGCUCUACAACAGAUUGGAGCUGAUGUCAUCUACCAGGCUGCCAAACGACAUCAACCUUUCAGAAGUAUACUGCUGGAGAACGGAGAAGAGGUGGUGGAUUUGUUGGAGGUUAUCAACACAGCUCCCGGUGCCCACGAUAACAUUAACAUGCUACUCAAGUGA
This is a messenger RNA of Bolinopsis microptera, 842 nucleotides long. Its product is annotated as IQ calmodulin-binding motif-containing protein 1-like. Gene Ontology annotation, molecular function: calmodulin binding. Gene Ontology annotation, cellular component: cilium. The coding region runs from base 66 to 842 and encodes 258 amino acids. The record is from RefSeq and is a predicted model, not a curated record. The transcript has 7 exons. Gene Ontology annotation, biological process: cilium assembly. NCBI's taxonomy places the organism in Eukaryota, Metazoa, Ctenophora, Tentaculata, Lobata, Bolinopsidae.